UAGCGCGUGGUGGACCAAAAAUUUUUGUCAUUUCACUUUCCUAACCCAAAUUCAAAAUCACCAUUUUGUCUGAAAAUCAACCCUACCUGAAACAAACUUCAAUUUCCCGUCGUUAUCUUCACACAAAUUUUCCGGCGAUGUCUACGGAAACAGCCGCCAAUGAUAACAUACCUAACGCCGAUGUUAGCCCAAGCAACGGUGUCGGAAUUGAUACGACGCCGUUUCUCACUAGCCAGAAUUCCAGGAGCCGACGUUCGUUCCGUCGCCCUCCGAGCCUCAGAGGAGCUGCCGGAUUUCUACGGCGUGCAAGUAGCCGACGAUUGAUGCGUGAGCCGUCGAUGCGAGUAAGAGAAGCCGCUGCUGAGCAAAUCGAGGAGCGGCAAAGUGAUUGGGCUUACUCAAAACCUAUAGUGAUAAUAGAUCUUUUAUGGAACUUAGCUUUUGUUAUUGUAUCGAUUUCUGUGCUUGUACUGAGCCGAAAUGAGUCUCCUUCUAUGCCGUUAAGGCUUUGGAUUGUUGGAUAUGCUUCACAGAGUGUGCUUCAUAUGGUUUGUGUUUUCGUUGAGUAUAGACGCCGACGGUUAAGGGAAUCCUCUGAAAAUUUGAGUAGUUCUGAGCAGAGAAGCGGGAGUGCUAGUUGGAAUACCGAAGUUGGGAACUUGAGUUCGGAGAGUGACGGAGGGGAGUCUGGUGAUUAUUCGCAGGAGAGGAAUCAAAAUGAGGAUGAAACUAGUGUUGCCAAGCAUCUGGAGUCUGCAAACACCAUGUUUUCUUUCAUUUGGUGGAUAAUCGGGUUCUACUGGGUAUCUGCUGGUGGCCAGACUAUGCCCCGUGAUGCGCCUCAACUUUACUGGCUCUGUAUCACAUUUCUGGCGUUUGAUGUGUUUUUUGUUGUUAUAUGUGUUGCUGUGGCUUGUGUCAUUGGAAUUGCUGUUUGCUGCUGUCUCCCAUGUAUUAUUGCAAUCUUAUAUGCAGUGACAGAUCAGGAAGGUGCAACGAAGGAAGAUGUUGAAAGACUGCCUAAGUACAAGUUUAAGAGACUAGGCAACUUUGAGAAAGAGAAUGGUGAUAUCCAAGAAUCAUUUGGAGGAGUAAUGGUUGAAUGCGACACCGAUACACCUACUGAGCAUGUUCUUCCACCAGAAGAUGCUGAAUGUUGCAUUUGCCUUUGUUCCUAUGAAGAUGGAAUCGAGCUGCGUGAGCUCCCAUGUCGUCACCAUUUUCAUGCAGCCUGCAUAGACAAGUGGUUGUAUAUAAAUGCAACCUGUCCUCUUUGCAAGUUCAAUAUACUCAAAUAUGGCAAUCAAAGUGGCAGUGAAGAAGCAUAAGCAAGCGCCGCUACUUAUACAUCCUUCACAUUAAAGAUCUUGAUAUAAGUUCUGGGAUUCGAUCGUCUCCAUCAACCGGAAAAUUCUUCACCAGGUUCAGACUCAAGCAGCCCAGAACUUGCUUCUGCUCACUUAUCUUUUCAGUAUAUAUAUUGCUGUUUAUUUUCUGUCUUCAAUAUAAUAUCUGUAUAGGUGGUACUUUUCUAUACCUUGUGUUUGAUUUCUUCACCAUAUGUGUAUGUUGCAUGAGAAUAACCCAGAUUUGGUUAACCCGCCCGUAUUAUGAUUUUCUUACAUAAAAAGGGUCAAAUUUAUUUAUCCAA
This is a messenger RNA of Solanum lycopersicum (tomato), 1651 nucleotides long. RefSeq names its product E3 ubiquitin-protein ligase At1g63170. Lineage: Eukaryota; Viridiplantae; Streptophyta; Magnoliopsida; Solanales; Solanaceae. Gene Ontology annotation, molecular function: ubiquitin protein ligase activity. Gene Ontology annotation, biological process: protein ubiquitination; ubiquitin-dependent protein catabolic process. Gene Ontology annotation, cellular component: plant-type vacuole. The record is from RefSeq and is a predicted model, not a curated record.